Molecule: messenger RNA, 1203 nt
Organism: Monodelphis domestica (gray short-tailed opossum)
Lineage: Eukaryota; Metazoa; Chordata; Mammalia; Didelphimorphia; Didelphidae
Gene: NMRK1
Product: nicotinamide riboside kinase 1
Source: RefSeq, a predicted model, not a curated record
GCCCAGACUGACGGCUUGCACUGGGUACUGCUUUUCCCCACUGGGGUGCCUGGGGCGCAGCGGUGCCUGCCCGAGAUUGCGGACGCUCAGGCGCCCAGAAGAAGAAGAAGAAGAAGAAGAAGAAGAAGAAGAAGAAGAAGGUACUAGCAGCUGGGAACACUAGAAAAGAAUUGAUGCAUAAGAAAGCAGAAGUAACUUGAAAGCAAACUAUGAAAGCAUUUGUCGUUGGAAUUAGUGGUGUGACAAAUGGUGGGAAGACAACUCUGGCCAAAAAACUCCAAAAACAGCUCCCAAACUGCAGCGUCAUCUUCCAGGAUGAUUAUUUUAAGCCAGAGUCUGAAAUAGGGAUUGAUGAGAAUGGCUUUCUACAGUAUGAUGAACUUGAAGCUCUUAAUAUGGAAACAUUGAUGUCUGCUGUCUACUCCUGGAUGAAAAACCCAAGAAAUUCCCUAGAAUCAGAUGCCCUGGAAAGUGCUGAGGAAGUCCCUAUUUUAAUCAUCGAGGGUUUCCUUCUCUAUAAUUAUAAAAGCUAUUUCCUGACCAUUCCAUAUGAAGAGUGCAAGCGAAGAAGAAGUACCAGGGUCUAUGAACCACCAGAUCCUCCAGGAUACUUUGACAGUUAUGUGUGGCCAAUGUAUCUAAAACACAGAAAAGAAAUAGAAGAUAUCACGUGGAAUAUAGUGUAUUUAGAUGGGACAAAAUCUGAGGAAGACCUUUUUUCACAAGUCUAUAAUGACCUGAUAGAAGAACAAGUAAAGCACAAAUGUUCACAGAUAGCCCCCGAGGUGCCUUCUAGCUCGACAUCUGUGAUCCUGUGACUAGCAUAAAGAGAGGAUGCAUCAGAAUUCUUUCCAUCACAGAUUAGGAGAAUCUAAAGAAGAUAUUUAGUCACAUAAGCAAGAGAAUGAUAUACACAAUGACGACUAUAAUGCAAAGGAAAAUAAUAUUAGAAGCCUUCAGAUUACGAUAAUGAUUCAUUGAUUUUUGAAAUCUGAUGAUGGGAUCCUCUUGGUAGAGAGAUGAUGGACUAAAGGUGUGGAAAGUUGCAUAUCUUUCUAUGCCGUCAUCUGAUGGUCAAUGUCACAAGCCUCAUGGGAUGGGGAACGGCUUGCUUAACUGUUUUUUUACAAGGGAGGGUUGUAUGGGAAUACCAAGAAGUGAUAAUGAUGUAGAAAUGAUUAAAACCAUCAAUAAGAGACAAAA